Messenger RNA from Naegleria gruberi, 306 nucleotides. RefSeq lists its product as uncharacterized. The record is from RefSeq and is a predicted model, not a curated record. NCBI's taxonomy places the organism in Eukaryota, Heterolobosea, Eutetramitea, Acrasida, Naegleriidae. The transcript has a single exon. Bases 1 to 306 code for a protein of 101 amino acids. Gene Ontology annotation, cellular component: ciliary base; axoneme.
AUGGAUGAUAAGGUAGAAGAGUUCGGUAAUAAGCACUGUGAUAUCUUUGAAAUUGAUGAAGAAGAACAAAAAUUGGAAUAUACAAAUGUAUACAACAAAUUCGUAAAGCUUUUUGAAUCCAAAGUUGAAGAAUUGCUUAAACAAAAGGGAGUCACACCUCAAGAAUUUUAUAUUGAAUGUAAAAGAUUGUCUGAGGAAGAAAACGAUCAAGAAAUUGUAGAGUUCUUGUUAGCACUUUCAGAUUAUCAAGUAUUUUACAACAUGAUGAAGGAAAUCAAGUUGAGAAAACUAGGAAAACAACAAUAA